Dimorphilus gyrociliatus is the source of this 1225-nucleotide messenger RNA. The record is from the annotation of a GenBank genome assembly. NCBI's taxonomy places the organism in Eukaryota, Metazoa, Annelida, Polychaeta, Dinophilidae.
GAUGGAUAUCAGAACUACAAAGGCACAACACCUUGAUCCGAAUUGGAAUAUUUUAUCACCUUUAAUUAAUGAUAGAACAGACUUUGAAAAGCAAAAAUCUCAUGACAAUGUUUAUUAUAAUUUAUAUGAUUUCUAUAUGGGUAUAAGAAAGUAUAAAACGGAAGAAAUGCCUCUAAUGACUUUAUACUAUGAGAAUUUUAAACGGAAAGAACCGUUAUUCCCGUCGGAUGAGGAUAGAACUCUAUUUUUCAAAAGUGAAAGGAAUAAGGGAAAUUUCGUACCGAAUACUAAAGAACAAUUAAAAGGUGUUAUUCAAGUUGUUAAGAACGCAACAUUUAAAAUGUUUUACGAUUGCGGGUUUAGAUCAAACGUCGAAUAUUUCAGUGAGACGAGAAGAGCAAAUAGACAUUAUAGAAUUUUAGCCCCAAUGAUUAUCCCAAUGGGUUAUUUAUUUCAACAUUUCUACGACGGUACAUUACCAAAGUUAGUACAAGCGUGGGAAAUUCUAAGGAGACCCGAGGUUACUGUUCUACUAGAGAGACCUUUUCACAAAAAUAUUUUUCUUCUUCUGACAAAGUUUAAUAUAACGAACGAAAGAAUAGUUUGGCAUAGAAGGAGCGACUAUGUUACUGUCUAUAGUGCGGAUUAUCUUAUAUUCGCUUGUAUAGCUCCUCCUCUUCAUCCAGUUCUUUGGAAACAAGGGCGAAGAUUUCUUGGAGUGCCGGAUCGCAUAACAGUUCCUAAAAAUGAAGCCACUAUCAUGUUACUAACAAGAGCCGGUGCGGUCAAUCCUGGAAGAAGAAUUCAUAAUAAAAGAAAUGUCAUCGAUUAUUUGGCGUCACGAUAUAAAGAGAGAUUAAUAGUUUUCGAUGCAAAAUAUAAUUUAGAGGAAGCUAUUAAGGUUUUUUCUAAAACUUCUAUUAUAAUAGGAACACAUGGAGGAGCUCUUUAUAACAUGAAUUAUGCAUCUUUGGAUGUUGCUGUGAUAGAAUACGUUCCCGUAACGAAGACAGGCUACGAUAUUCCCGCAUUACCGCAUGCAAUAUUCUGGGCAAUAUCUGAUCUGACUGGACAAAAAUAUUGGAGGGUUCAAGCCUAUCCUGCAAAUCACGUCAAUGAUAUGGUUAUUGAUAUACCAAAAUUGACUAAAAUGUUGGAUAUAAUAGAUCCAGAAACUAAGAAUUCUGUUAACAAACACAAUGAAGAUAAUCUAUUGAUUAAUUGA